Molecule: messenger RNA, 810 nt
Organism: Dromiciops gliroides (monito del monte)
Lineage: Eukaryota; Metazoa; Chordata; Mammalia; Microbiotheria; Microbiotheriidae
Gene: SF3B6
Product: splicing factor 3b subunit 6
Exons: 3
Coding region: 150-527 (125 amino acids)
Cellular component (GO): nucleus; ribonucleoprotein complex; cytoplasm
Molecular function (GO): mRNA binding
Source: RefSeq, a predicted model, not a curated record
CGGCGGCGGCGCGGAAGAGGAAGAAGGACCCGGAGCGAGCGGAUCCGGACCCCGGCCCCGUCGGUCGACCCCGGCCCCGUCGGACCCCGGCCCGCCCCGCCCCGCCCCGCUCCCGGUUCCGGCCCGAGCGCGCCCCCACCGCCGCCGCCAUGGCGAUGCAAGCAGCCAAACGUGCGAACAUCCGGCUCCCGCCCGAGGUGAACCGCAUCCUCUACAUCCGCAACCUGCCCUACAAGAUCACGGCCGAGGAGAUGUACGACAUCUUCGGCAAGUACGGGCCUAUCCGGCAGAUCCGAGUGGGGAACACCCCGGAAACCCGCGGCACGGCCUACGUGGUCUACGAGGACAUCUUCGACGCCAAGAACGCCUGCGACCACCUGUCGGGCUUCAACGUGUGCAACCGCUACCUCGUGGUGCUCUACUACAACGCCAACCGGGCUUUCCAGAAGAUGGACACCAAGAAGAAGGAGGAGCAGCUGAAGCUGUUGAAAGAGAAAUACGGCAUCAACACAGACCCACCCAAGUGAGGCCCUGGGCCUGCCUCGGCUUGGCCCCCUUGGGAGCCCUGGACUGACCUCUUCCCCUGGGCUGCUUCACCUUGAACUUGACCCCUGACCCGCCCAGUGGUCCUGGGCCAGAUCUGGGCUCCCUUUAGGACACAGGUAGAAUCUGGCGUCCUGUGACUGUACCCCAAAGGGCCCUUGUCAUGGGGGGCUCUGCCCAGUCUCCCCGAGGCGCUCUCUGUGCCCGAUGCUCAGGGUGAGUCACCCUCUGCAGAAGGAGGGUUAGCAAAUAAAGGCUCUGGGCCUA